AUGGCGAGGGACACCUCUGCUGACACUCAAACAGCGUUGUGCUCAGGCAGACCUGUCGGAUGCAACGGGGGGAGGGGGGUCAGUGCCGGCAGCAGCGCAGGGCGGCGGAGGUUCUUCCCGCUGUUGCUCUCCCUCCCCCUCCUCGUGCUGCUCGGCCUGGGGGGUCUGGCAGAGGGAGGGCUGCACUCCAGCUUCCUGCAGCGCCGGCUGAGCGUGCGCGAGAGGAAGGAGAUGCAGCGGGAGAUCCUGUCCAUCCUGGGGCUCCCCGGGCGGCCCCGUCCGCACCCCCCCCUGCGGCCCCCCUCCUCCGCCCCGCUCUUCAUGCUGGACCUGUACCACGCCGUGUCGGGGGAGGGCGAGGAGGCCCCCGGCCUGGGCCUGAACCUGGACAAGCUGAGCCACGCCGCCCUGCCCACCCUGAGCACCCACACCCCUCCGCUCGGGACCGUGGUCAGCGAGGCCGACACCGUCAUGAGCUUCGUUAAUGUGGUGGAGCAGGAACGAGACCUCCUGCAGCAGCGGCCAUACUGGAAGGAGUUCCGUUUCGACCUGACGCCCCUGCCCCAGGGUGAGGCGGUAACGGCUGCUGAGUUCAGGAUCUACAAAACCCUGAGCAUCGGGCAGCGAGCUAACCGCACCCUGCACAUCUCCGUCUACGAGAUCCUGAGAGAGAACCGGCACAGGGAACCUGAACUGGUUCUGUUAGACAUGCAGUCAGUGCCGGCAGGGCAGGAGGGCUGGCUGGCAUUUGAUGUGACCUCAGCCAGCAACCGCUGGCUACUGCAUCCUCGCAGCAACCUGGGCAUCAGGCUCUAUGUGGAGACAGAAGAGGACCGCUCGCUGUCGGCGGGCUGGGUGGGGCUGGUUGGUCGCCGAGGCCCUCGCUCCAAACAGCCUUUCAUGGUGACGUUUUUCAGAGCUAGUCAGGGCCCCUGCAGGUCACCUCGCGCGCUCAGACACAACAACCAACGCAAGAAGAAGCCCAAGUACGACCUGCCCCACCCCAACAGGCUACCAGGGAUAUUCGAUAAUAACCAUGCCAACAGCGGGCGUCAGGCUUGUAAGAAGCACGAACUCUACGUCAGCUUUGGAGAUCUGGGCUGGAAGGACUGGGUUUUGGCACCGGAGGGCUACUCGGCUUUCUACUGCGAUGGAGAAUGUCUGUACCCCCUGGGAUCCUGCAUGAAUGCUACCAACCACGCCAUGAUCCAGCUAGUGGUUCACUUGAUGAAGCCAGAUGAGGUUCCCAAGGCUUGCUGUGCCCCAACCAAGCUUAGCCCCAUCUCUGUGCUCUUCUAUGACGACAACAACAACGUCAUCCUCAAGAGGCAGCGCAACAUGGUGGUGAAAACCUGUGGCUGCCUGUAACACAGUAACCCAACAUUCACAGAGCUCUGAGGCAUUCUACAGCUUAGACCAUGGGUUUCAGGGUCAAGGAUAGCGACAACAUAUAGCAUGAUGGCUUCAUUCAAGCCUUGCUAUUCAGAAACUUUGUAUGUACAGCAAAAUGACUCAAGUGUGCUGGCAUGUCAAAAAAUCAAUUGAAAAAUCUAUUAAAUUGAAAACAUACUUUAGCAAAAAAUAGAGGCCCGUAAAUGACGCUCAUUUCAUUAUUUUAUCUCCAUUUCCUUCAAUAUGGCAACAGCAAUAAUUUGGUAUGAGUUACUUUAUCAUCUUAUUUCAAAUCCUCUUGCUAAAAUGCUUACCUGGGUAACUGGGAUAAUGUGGACCUGGAAAACAUGCAGGUUAGCUCAUGUACAGCACAAAUGGCUUUAAUGGUGUAUUCAGGUGAUUUCAAUCACUUUUGCUUGCCUUUGGAGUCUGUUUUUGGCAUUUGUCAACAUGAGGACCAAAGUUGUGCCAAUGACAGCCAAGGAAGCCAUGAGAAAUAAGGAAGAGAAAUUGAUACAUAGGCCAAAAAAAUAGGUCACCAAAAUAAACUAUUUGGAAGAUCAGUAAGGCAUACUAUGCAGGAUUUUCACCUUGAUUUUAUAAAACAAACAUACUCAGUCAUGAUACUCUGCCAUGGGUCUCUGUUCACUUCUGCCCAAUAGCCUACCUUGCUUGUCUACUUAUUCUGAAAACUUGUUGGGCCGCUUCGGGGUGUGGGCCUUAAUUUUUGUGCUAUAUCUACAUGUCCAAACAGUGAUACAAUACAGUGGUGAGCUGGGUUUGCAAGAGAUUAGCCAUAGUGGAUAACCAUUAAUCAAAUGGCUGGCUAGCUUUUGGUAACAUCACAGUAGGUAGCUGCUGUUAUUAGCUGACUAAAUUCCGCUGGUGGGCCAUGAUACUUGGGUCCCCCUGCACAGUAUUACUGCUUAUUCUCGUGAGAUUUCCUCUCCUGGUAGGGUUGCCACAUUUGAUUUGUGAAAAACCGGGACAUUUGACACGUCAUUAUCCAUUCACAAAGUGCUCUCCUUUUGCCCAGUCUGAGUUGUACGUUGUAUAUCUUUCUUCUUUUUUUUUGCUGCUGGUUGCUUGUCUGAUUUUGUUCUCUCGUCCUCCUCGCCCGUCUCUCCCCCAAUUUUAUAAAACCGACAAAAUAAAUAAGUACAGUCUGAAGUAUUAGGCGAUUACCUCUAGUAGCUAGCUGAACUUUCCUACGGUAGGGUGGUUGAAGUGAUUGCACGCGCCAGACUGACAGCCCGUGCAGCAGUUGCUAGGUGGUAAGGUAAACUUUCGUGUUUCUGUUACCAAUUAAAAAGAAGUAUAGGCAUAUGGCCAAUCGUUGCUGUGUUUUACUCAUUUUUCCAAUCCACUCACGGGAUUGGAUGUCUAAAGGUAAAGAGGAAAAAGCAGAACAGCAGUAGAAGAAUCCCGUUUUAUUUGGAACAUUUAGAAGUAGCCUACAAAAAAACGGGACAAUUCGUGUCCCAGCAAAGAAUAAUCAUUUUCCGCGCCAGUCGCUCAAAAAAGAGAACAAUCCUGGGAAAACCAGAACGUGUGACAACCCUAUCUCCUGGGUAGUGAGCUCAUGCCUAGGUUCCAGGACUUUCAGAAUACUUGAGAUGGCUGAUAGAAAUGAAAGCGACAAUUCAUAGAUGUGUUUGUCUGUAUACAAUGUUACAGAAUUGUGCUUCCUUCCAGGGAGUGAGUGCCCGCAGUGGCUAGUAUCACCACUAACAAUGUUUAGCUUAAUACAAACAUGAGUAACGUCAGAUAAAAAGCUAACUAGAUGGCUUGUGUGAAAAGUCACUACUAAAACAGAUGCUUUACGCAAGAAUCUUAAUGUACGUAAACAAAGGGCUGCAUCAAGGCCUAAAAUUGUGUAUAGUAUGCCUUUAAGAGAGAGAGAUAGAGUGCACUGGUGAGCACAAAGGGACUGGUUGGUUAAGGAAGAUCUCUACAGAUGAUGACUGAAGAAUGCCUUCAUUAUGAAAACACCUGUCCAACAGAGCAGAAACACGCUUCAGGAGGCAGGUGAGGAUGUCUGAAGUCUUCUGCAGACAGAAGUCACAGAACUACAGAGGUUCUAUUGCAAGGUGCAAACCACUAAUUAGCUGCAAAUACAGGAUGGUCAGGUUACAGUUUGCUAAGUAUCUGAAAGAUUCAAAGCACCCCCACAUCAUAUGUGUUGUUUAUUAUAUGCCUUUUUUCUUCAUUUUUAUUAAGGGUGCCAAUAAUUCUGGAGGCAAUGAAGAUUUUUGUAUUUAGUAAACAACACAGAUAAUAAUCUAUCUCUUAUAUUCAAACAUAUAGGAACACUAUAUAGUUUUAUUGCAAUACAUUUAUUAUCUUUCAUUAUUCUUCAAUGCUUUUUAUUGCUUUUUAUUAAGUAAUCUUUUUUUCAGAAAAUGAUUGGCACUCUUGGUUUAAUAGUUUGUGCAAACACCCCUGACAAAGAUGACAGUAAUCAGUCAUCAUGCAGAGCGUUUCAGAAUCAUUGAUAUCCCUGGGUUUGCAUGCGGUUAUGGACCCCCUCUUCCAUUCAGACCACAGGUUUUUGAUGGGAUUUAAGUCUGGAGAACACCAUACCUGUGUGGAUUUUUAUGUAUGUUUGAAGUCAUUGUCCUGCUGGACAAUAGGAUUUACCUAUGACCAGGUCUCAGCUUCCUAGCAGAGACAACCAUAUUUUCUGCCAAAAUCUCCUGGUAGUUUGCUGAAUUUAUUGCACCAUUGAUUUGAAAUAGUGCUCCUAUACCACUGGCAGCAAAACAAUUCCAAAAUAUCAAUGAACCAACUCCAUAUUCGGCUGUAGGUAUGAGGUGCUUCUCCUUGUAUGAAUACAUUGUUUGCCACCAAACAUGUUGAUGGUGUGUAUGGUGGGUACAUUCAAUUUUGGUCUCUUCUGACCACAGCACUCUCUUCCGGUCGUAAUUCCAAUGAGGUUUGGCAAACUCCAGAUGAUUGGUUUUGUUCACUGUGCUCAGUAAGGACUAUCUUCAUGCCAACCUUCCAAAGAGUUUGUUGGUAUGGAGGUGCCAUUUUAUAGUUUUUUUUAGAAUUGGUGAUCCCAAGAUGCAACCCAUCUCUGCAAUUCUUAAACUGUGGGUAAUUUAUGGCCUCCAUUGCCAUCUUCCUCACCGUCCGUGGGGACAACAUACACUUAUAUCCUCUUCCUGGCAAGUUUGCAACCAUUCCAUGUUUUACACCUUUUUAUUUUUGCCCUUACAGUGCUAAGUGCUAUGUUUAACCGUUUGUCUUUUUCUGUACCCAUUACCAGACUUGUAAUGGUCAAUUGGCAUCAACUGCGCAGAUUAAUGACCAUUAAUUUUGCAUGCUUUUUACCGCUUUUUUAUACUCUGGAGAAACCAGAAAUUAUAGAAUGAGACCAUUUAGUUCCUUUAGACUGAGAUUAACUCACUUAAAGGAAUACACCAACAUUUUGGGAAAUAUAUACCUUUUUUCAACUUACCCAGACUUAGAUGAGAUGUUUGAUUUCAUUUUUGUGUAUUCACUGCCUUGGUUUCCAUUUGCAGAAGGUAUUAUGUGUAUUUGAAAUAUACGUGCAGGAAAAACUUUUUUUUAAGUUUUAAAAGAUAUUUUCUGAGAAGUUAUAACCACUGGACAAUCAUGUAUCCAUCUUUCUGAUGGUUGUUUUGUUUACAACAGAGUAAGCGCACUUUUGUGCCUCAUCUAGCCCUACCUUACACAAUACUGUGUGUAAAUAAGACAGCUUUGGCGUUGCUAUACGGUGUAUUUCUUCACUUUGAGGUAGGCCCCUGACUCCUAUAAGCUUCAAGUAUUUAUGCUAAGCGAACAUGUUAUUCUACAUUACAUUACAUUAUUGGCAUUUGGCAGACGCUCUUAUCCAGAGCAACGUACAACAAUGUGCAUACCCAUAACCAGGGAUAAGUUUGCUGAAAGACCCUAGAGGGAAGUAAAAUUUCAACUGCUACCUGUACAACAAAGAUAAGGACAAGGGCCAUUUUUUUUUUUUUUUUUUUUUUUUUGGAACAAACAAACAAACAGAGCAAAACUAUCCAAACACUGCUUACCUAGCCAACUAAAAAUACCGAUACACAAAGCAAGUCACAGAGACAACAAUUAAGGUUCACAGGGAGGUAGGGAGGGAUGGGGAGAGGUGCUGCUUGAAGAGGUGUGUCUCUAACAUGGAAACCGAGCCAGAGAAUGCACAAAAAUGAAAAUUUCAUCCAAGUCUCGGUAAGUCGGAAAAAAGGUAUAUUUCCCAAAAAGGGUAUUUCUUUAAGAUUAUGUUCCACCGAAAACACAUCUCUGGUCUACCAUUUCAGAGGUACAUACUUCAAUUAUCAUGAGGUAUGGACUUGAAAAGAGAAAUUCCAAGAAAAUAUGUAAAUUUUGCAUACUUUAUUCAAGAAAUGACAAAUUCCAACAUUUGUGUAGCAGUCUAUAAUCUGAACCAAGUAAGAUAUUGUUUUAAUUCUUUCAGAUUCUAAAUAAGACAUGUUUGAAGAUUGUUUUGAGCCAUUUAUUAUCACCAGUACCCAACAAUGAAAUUUCAGGAUCUAACAAAGAUCUUUGCAAAAUUGCAAAGUUGCAUCCAACCCUAAAGCUAUUGACAAGAAUAUAAUUGGCUCCAAACACUCUCCUGGAUAUGGAGAAAUGUUUUGCAAAGUUUUGCAACAUUUCAUGUUUCAGUUUUGCAAAUUGACUCCUGACAGUAAAUGUAUUGAAACAAAACUAUAGUUUUCCCAUAUGUUUGAACAUAACAUUAUCUGUUUAUUAUAUACAGCACCUUUUCUUGAUUUCUUUUAUCAUAUAGGGUGCCAGUAAUUCUGGUGCCCACUGUAUUUGUAUAAUUUUAUGAUGUAUUGUAAUUUUUUAAAUAAAUAUCUGAAACAGGAUUACCAAUGCCCAUAUAUGAACACUGUAAGAGGAAGCCUCACACAUUCACAGUAACUGAACACAAGACCUGAUUUAUAGCAACUGAAAUCAGCACACUGGAACUGCAAGCAACUUUGUACUCACUUUAUUUUUCAUUAUCUAGUACAAGUUAGUAGCCAUGAAAAAUUUCAAGGAUUUUUUUUUUUUUGCAGUAGAUAUGUACAGAAGGUCAAUAAUCACAGGAUUGAAUGUCCUUGCACUCCCCCCUCCCACCCCCCGCCCAGUUUUCUUUCAGUAGAAAAUCAAAAACUUGUGGGCAGUUAUAGAAGCCUAGAGGUUAGGGAUGCAUUUUCAUGCUGCAUUGACUUAAGAAAAUAAAUUGG
This is a messenger RNA of Conger conger (European conger), 6629 nucleotides long. RefSeq names its product bone morphogenetic protein 8a (gene bmp8a). The transcript has 7 exons. Gene Ontology annotation, biological process: SMAD protein signal transduction. The record is from RefSeq and is a predicted model, not a curated record. Gene Ontology annotation, cellular component: extracellular region. Lineage: Eukaryota; Metazoa; Chordata; Actinopteri; Anguilliformes; Congridae. Bases 1 to 1368 code for a protein of 455 amino acids. Gene Ontology annotation, molecular function: cytokine activity; growth factor activity.